This is a messenger RNA of Drosophila ananassae, 573 nucleotides long. RefSeq names its product cytochrome b-c1 complex subunit 7. Gene Ontology annotation, biological process: mitochondrial electron transport, ubiquinol to cytochrome c. NCBI's taxonomy places the organism in Eukaryota, Metazoa, Arthropoda, Insecta, Diptera, Drosophilidae. The transcript has a single exon. The record is from RefSeq and is a predicted model, not a curated record. The coding region runs from base 57 to 512 and encodes 151 amino acids.
UAAUAGAUGUGACCCUUUUUCAUUCCAAUUCCCAGUACUAUUCCAGCACGUGUAGCAUGCCAUGGAGCAACCCUCAGUCUUGUUCCUCCUGUCACCUGAACCAAAUCAUUCCUAAACAAAAUCGGAGACUGAACGGACCACCUGAAUAUACAAAUUCUCAGCAAUAUCUCAGCAUCAUGUCGAAAUAUCUUCCCAGAAAGGGCCCAGCUAUUUUCUCGAAGCUUGGCAAGUGGGCCUACAACAUGUCCGGUUUCAACCAGUACGGUCUUCAUCGCGACGACUGCCUGUACGAGAACGAGGAUGUCACGGAAGCCAUUCGCCGGCUGCCUCGGAAGUUGUACGAUGAGCGCAACUACCGCAUCAUGCGCGCCCUCCACCUCUCGAUGACCAAGACCAUCCUGCCCAAGGAGCAGUGGACCCAGUACGAGGAGGACGUCAAGUACUUGGAGCCCUAUCUGAACGAGGUGAUCAAGGAGCGGGAGGAGCGUCAGAACUGGGAAAGGAGCCAGUAAUUCUACAAGAUAUUCAUGAAUGUGCUAGCUGCAUCCUACUAUAAAUGAAAGCUCUAAGAAA